AAAUAUGGAAGAUGUGAAGGCCCAAAUACCAAACAAAUCACAGUCGAAAAAAAGCCUGUCUUCAUUCAACUAGACUUUAAAGGUGAAGACAUUGCAGAAAUGGUCAACAGAAGACUGAGGACGUCACUAGCCAGAGCCUAUCCUGCAGCUAAGUUGGUUCCCGUCCACCGAACAACAUGCUCUUUGGUGCAGUCAAAAGUCGAUAGAUACCCUUCUCAUGUUAACUCCAACUGUGUAUACAAAUUUACGUGUAUCUGCGGGAGCAGUUACAUUGGGAGAACAGAAAGAAGGGCACACCUCCGAUUUUCUGAACAUGUGCCGAAAAGCCUACGUCUCAAGGGAACAAACUCUUAUAGCAGCGCUAUUACCAGACAUCUCCUCGACACGGGUCAUGAGGUGGAAAUCGAGAAAUCCUUCAAAAUUAUCAAUAGACAAAGGAGCUCCAUUCUCCUCAAGUUUGCCGAAGCAAUUUCUAUCAAACGCUUGAAACCAGAUCUAUGUGUUCAGAAAGAAUCAGUUAUUAGUCUUUCCUUGCCUUGGUAACUGGAUGUCUUUUUUCUCCCAUCUGAUUGCGUAAUCUUUGUCUUUAACCUCACCCUCUUUUAUAUUCUGUAAUUUUGCUUGUCUCUUGUUUCUAUGAUUUGAGUUCAACUCAGUACAUUGUUACCUAACUUAUUAGUCACUAUGCAUCCAACGCACAUCCCUUACCAUUAUAUACAUACAUUUAUUUAUUAUUUUUUAACUUGAACUGCCUGUGUAAAAACUAUAUAAGCGCAAUUUUCUGAGCACUGUUUACUAGUUGUGAAACUUUCUGUCAACAUGUAAAAUUUGCAAGUACGUUAAAACGUUUCUGUACUUAAACCUGAAAAUUUAUUUAGGCUGUAAGCAGCUGACGAGAAGC
Messenger RNA from Trichobilharzia regenti, 901 nucleotides. The record is from the annotation of a GenBank genome assembly. Lineage: Eukaryota; Metazoa; Platyhelminthes; Trematoda; Strigeidida; Schistosomatidae.